This is a messenger RNA of Drosophila mauritiana, 4005 nucleotides long. RefSeq lists its product as uncharacterized. Gene Ontology annotation, molecular function: RNA binding. The record is from RefSeq and is a predicted model, not a curated record. Lineage: Eukaryota; Metazoa; Arthropoda; Insecta; Diptera; Drosophilidae. The coding region runs from base 522 to 1751 and encodes 409 amino acids. The transcript is spliced from 3 exons.
CAGCUGGGUUUUUGCCUUUGGCCUACUGGUUCCUUUCAUUUGGCCACGAUUUGGUGGCAACAGUUUCAUGAAUCGCAGCCGGAAUGCCGACCGUUACGAAUAUUCAUUCAUGGCACGGCAACCACUCUGGGGACCUUGAAUGGGGCUUCGACUUUGAUCCUUCAGUUUCAUCAAAUAUUUAUAAAAUUUCCGAUGAAAAUAUUUGUGCUCAGUUUGCCAAAUCAUUUCCUUGUGCGAAACGGAUACAAAUUUUCCCAGGCCUCGAUGAACGGAAAGUGCAAUUUAUAUUUAUGCAAUGGAAAAGGUUUGAGUAGGUUUGACUCAUAAGGAUUUGGGGAAACCUCAGGGGAAAGACUUUAGAUUCUGCCUAAAAAUUAGGGACUUUAUUGGUAUGAAUGACAAUUUUUAAUGGAAAACUCCCCUUUCACGACUCUAAUAAUAAAUAGUCAUUGAUCGGGUUGGCUUUGGGAUUGUAUAUCAACCAAGCGUAUUUCAACUCGGCUUUAAAAACACUGCUAAGCAUGGAUAGUUCGUGGGGUUCAAUGAUUUCCCUAGAACCACUGGGGGUGACCAACACGCCAUUGGACUGGCCUGGACUUGAUUCGUGUCCUUCGCCAAAAAGAGCCAGGAUUAGUGAAUCCCAGCUUGGGGAAGCCAUAAUCACUGAACAAGCUAGUGUCUAUGAGGAAAAGGCAGCACAUUUCCAUUCCCUGCAAGAGAAGCUCCAACCGUACCAGCCUGGCAUAGUGGCAGUCCAGCCACCGAAACGACUGCCUCCCGAGGCGAAAAACGAUCGCCUGAUGUUCAUUCCCGACCUGGACCAGGCCAUUACCCAUCGGGAUGUGUUCACCUAUUUCAGCAAUUUCGGGGAUUUGGAGAAAGUCAGCGUGAGGAACGGCAGGGGUAACAUAAACUACGCCAUGGUGCUGUUUGGUCGCACUUCUUACAUGGAGCAUGCCAUCGAAUCGAGUCCACAUUUGAUCAAGGGACACCAAUUAAGCUGUCGCAAGGCGAAAGAAAAAAGUACAAUUAAGGGAAGUCGUCAAAACUCUGGGUCCCUUAAUAAGCCAAAGGUCACGAUUUCGCAGCCACUCAAAGCUCCUGUAGGGCAGGCAGAGAAAGAAUUAGAGAAGAAUUCCAAGCCACCAACUAUCAGAUCGUUGCUUCUUCAAAAACUGGUAGAACCCACGGCUUAUAACCCAUUUACCGCCAGAAAAUCUGAUCGAAACUAUGCCUAUGCAUUAACCGAAGACAAUGGAAUCUCCCGCUGGAGCUUCAACUUGUUGGAAUUCGUACCCAGUUUUGACGAGGUGAGGGCACUAGAGAAGGGUCUUUCCAGUUCGGCAAAGCUUCUACUAAGCAUCCGAAAGAAAGUGGAUGCCGUGCCCUACAAGUCUGCCGAUCCACCCGCUCCAAAGAAGCCUCAAACUCCUAGUAAAUCUGUUCCAAAAGUUACUUUUAAGAUAUCUCCACCACCCCCUGCCUCUAGUCCAGUGCUCCCAUCCUUGCCGAGCCUUCUGCCGAUCACUCCCCUAGUGCCUGAGCCCAAACCUGUUCUUCGAAAAGUUUCCAAGUCAGAUCUCCGCUACGCCGUACUAUCCAGUUUGGGUCAGAACUACGUCCAUCACUGCUACACUAAUGUGGCAGCUUAUCGGAGAACCAAGAACUAUGUCGACCUACAGCUCAGCGAGAUGCAAGACCGACCCAGCAUUUCGAAGUUUGUGGAUCAGAUGUACGCACAGAAAAAGUAGGACUUGCCAAAUGCAAAUCAUAUCAUAUAUAUAUCAUAAUUCAUAUAUAAUAUUAGCUAAGCAACAUUUCCCAAGAAACAUCAAAGAUAUAUUACAUAAGUUGGACACUUUCUAAAUUGAGGGAAACCGAAGGAUGUGACGUAGAUUCCUGGAAGAUAUGAAAGGAGCUGCUUGAAUGAAACGUGAACGUAUUACACAAAAAGUUAAUUCCAAUUCAAAGGCACUUGAAUCGCAGCAACCUGUCAACAUAAUUAAUCCCCUGGAUCAGCUGAUGGAGGUACUGCCCCGGCCCGAAUGAUCCACAAAAUAUGAACAAUUCAUAAGGGGCGCGGGAAUGCGAUAAAUGCGAUGAAAUAGGGGGCCUUGAUUUCUGUAGCGGCCUCUGUUCUGCCCGACAUUCCCAAGGAUGUGCCUCCAACAACCUGGCUUUCUUCUUGCUGGGCCGUGUUAAUUGUCCAACAUUGUGAGAUCGCGGACGUGAACAGGUCGGGUGCCAUUAACAACCUUAACAACGAUCCACAGCCACAGCCACGGCGAUCCCACGGCUUGUCGCCUUGUUUCUCGAGCGGUUUUUUAUGCCAUUUACGGAGAAAUCUUGCAACAAAUCAGGAGCUCCCUUUUCCAAACACUACUUGUCUUCCUUUUUGGCCGGCCAUCUCUGUGAACCUGUGACGACGCAAUUCUUUGCCAUUAUCAGCUGCAUCCUUGCAGGUCCUGCACUAGUUGCCCGCUCCCAAAUCCGAUUCAAUUUGGCUUUUAUUGGGAUCUCGGGCAUCCCGAUGCGAUCCUAAUUGCGGUGGCAAUAGCUCGGCGGUUAAUCGCUACGUACCUGCGGCCUAGGCAGUCAAACCCGGCAGUCACUCAUCGCGGCGGAGGCAGAUAUGUAGGUGAGCUGCACAUAUAAAUGGGUAUAUGGUCCUGCAAAUGGAUCGACCUCGAUGAUUUUCACCAGCCAAAUUGCGGCUUUGUGUUGCCUUUUCCCAUUUGCCGGUGGAUACAUUUGGACUGGAUCGUUAUCUGGUUCUCUUUGUGCUUUCAAGGUUUAUGGUCUAGCACACAUAUAUUUCCUGUGAGAACAAAUCCCAGUCCUGAUGACCCCCGUAAACAAACCCGAUGAACAUGGAACAUCCCGACUAACAGCAACAUCGGUGUAUUCCACUAAGUAUUCGAAUUCCCCUUCCCAUUUUUGUGGGGCGAUCGUGUACUCGCGGGCUGAAAAAUCUACAUAAUGACAGGGCCACGCCGAAAACUAGUUCAGAUCGCAAAUUACGAACCGGUAAGGGAUGGGAUGCGAUAUCCAUCCAUACAUGUGUGUGCUGCAGUUCCCAUUCAGGACACUCGGGACAGGACAUCGAGCGCAACGGGAGACGCGGCAGUUGAGGUUCGGCAAAGGUCAUGUCAGGACUUUGCAUAAAAUAUUUGAAAAUGUUUUCAUUAUGGUAAGUAGACACAAAAGUCCAACACACGAGCGAUUCCCACCGAAAGGGGUGUCCUUUCCCAGCCCAUCCUGCGCCCAGGAUCCUGGCAUAUAUUGGUGAUAAAUUAGUUUAAUGUUCGAAGCACCAAACUCGCAAGAAGCACCAAAAAAAAACACUCAACCGCAGCUGAGGCGGCAAAGCUUGGCAGGAAAAUCCGUCCUACCGUUUUUGGCGGCAUUUUCCCGACAUGUACGUGUCCACCGAAAUGAACUCGAGUCCUGGCAACUAAUGAACUGCGCAAACAAUGGCUCAAUGGCUACGCUUUGAGGAAAAAACAACGUAAAAAUCACGUCUUGGAAAUUUUCACAUCGCUGAUCUUAAAUGGAAAAGUACACUUCUCUAGCUGGACAGUGCAGGACAAACAGGAUCGAACAGCGAUCAGGACAUGACACAAUUGCAGUUCGCAGGACAAUUGUUGCACUCACGCACGUGCAAUGUGUUCCUGCAACUCGGUGUCUCUGGAUUUCGAAGUCGAGUGCGCAGAGCCACGCCCAUUGUGUCCCAGUGCCCGACUAUAUAGUACAGUGCGUUUCGUGAAUGAAGCGACCAGAGUUACGAGUUACUUUGAAUAGCAGCGGCGGUGGCAAGUGGAUCAGAUCCUGCGACAAUGGCCUUUGUGUCCUUUGUGUUCCGCCUUGUUGGGGGUGUGCGGUGUUGUUGCAAUUUUAGUGUAAUUUUAUUGUUAUUAAUUGUAUGAAAUGGGUUUUUAAAUGGCCUUUGUCUACGCGAUUGAAUGGCCAUAGUCAUGGUAUAAACGUGUCUUGUUAAAAGCAUGU